AUGUUUUGGUCUGAUGAGCUACAACAUAGUAUUAUCAACAAAAGAAUUGAAGACAGGACAAACUUCCCUUCUUGGAUUUGUUUUGUGAAUGGGAUCUUGAUUGGGUUGGAAUAUAAGCCAACAUGGAAAGGCAAAGACUUCUACAGCCAGAAGUCAUACUACAGUAUUUCGGUAACAAUUGUAUGUGAUGAUAAAAAGAUGAUCUAUCACUACUAUACUGAACGGGCAGGAUGUUCUCAUGAUGCCUGUAUCUUUGCAAACUCGCAGCUGGGAAGAACUCCUGGCCGGUUUUUUUUAGGGGAUCAAUACCUGUUUUGA
Messenger RNA from Phycomyces blakesleeanus NRRL 1555(-), 318 nucleotides. RefSeq lists its product as hypothetical. The coding region runs from base 1 to 318 and encodes 105 amino acids. NCBI's taxonomy places the organism in Eukaryota, Fungi, Mucoromycota, Mucoromycetes, Mucorales, Phycomycetaceae. The record is from RefSeq and is a predicted model, not a curated record. The transcript has a single exon.